AUGGCAGAAAGUAAACUCCCAACAACGGAAGAAGAACUGGAGGUGAAAAAUGAGUUUCCAGCUACAGGUGAGAAAAAGCAACAGGGAAAGACUUCGUCAUGGUGAUUUUGUACUGUUUGUUAAUUAAGUAUACUUUAAUUCUGGUGCUCAAUUUUUUGGACCACCUCGACUUGAAUGUUUUAAGGAAUCCACUAAAUACGCCAGUAUUAGAAGGCUAGUUGUAAUUGCACAUGGUUGUGAUCACUAACAAAGUUGAAAUAUCUUCUCGGUAAUUUCAGCAACAGAGGAAAGUCAAGUUACGUCAAGUGAUGCUGAACUGGAUGUAUACAAUGACCCUUUAAGUGGUAAGAACACCGGCUGAAACAAGAUUUUUUUGAAAGACGCCCCAGUUGAGUUUUUGUCACAUUUAGAUCAAAACUUGCGUAGGUUCUGUGAAUAAGUUUUUGAAACAGCAAAUAUUAUUUUUUUUUAAAUUUCAAACUUUGUUACCAGAAAAAUUAAAAAUAACAAAGGGAAAAACAAUUUAUUGCUCGAUCCGAUCGAGCAGAAUGCGUAGACAUCAUUAACUUCUCAUAAGCAAUAAAGCGGCAAAUUUGAACGCGACUACACUUUUGAAGAGCCCUAAAUUAAAGAAGAAUGAGCCAAAAUUGGCCUACUAGGCUUGGUAAAACUCGGUUUUCUGAGUUUUAGAAGUGCUUACCUGUAAAUCAACGCGCAAUGUUUUGGAGAUAAAAGAUGUAUCUACAAUUUGCACCUAAAAUGAACGAUAUUUGUGCAGUAAAAAGUAUUUUUCUUUUGCACUUGAAAAUAUUGUAAAUUUGGUCAUUUUUAGUAAGAAAGCCAUUUUCGAUAAGAGAGAGCUGUUGGUACCCGUAGACCUGGUAAAGUCCAGUGUUGAAAAAUUUGCAAACGGGUAAUUUUUUUUAGGCCGCCAAAAGGAAAGUAUUUACGCGAACAUCUUUUUUGUCUCUUAUUGUUCAAUACUUGUUCGGAGGAGCUUUCACGCAGUUUGAGAAUUCUACAGAGAGAAGGGGCACGGUCUCGGCCCUAUCGCCUGUUUUGGUCUUCUAAAUAUUUGACACCUUUUCGGACAGUUAUGUCAACACCAGGCUCACGCUGUAAACCACCAGCUAACAAAAUAGUAGAACCCCUGACUUUCACAACAGGCAAAAUGAAAAUUCGCGGGAAAGUAGUACUUUCCCAAUGAUAUUUUUUUUUUCAGUGAGCCUCUACGAGCAUGUUCUCAAUAGACAAUUACAUGUGUGUAAUAAACCAAAAAGAAAAAAAAAGAAAAAAGAAUGUUUUUCUGAUGCACGUGUUACUCUCAGCACGACGUUUCUUUUCUCUAUCCGAACAUUCACAAGUUUUAACCUUUUUCGGUCCUGGCUUUGCUUUGCUUUAUACAUUUUUUCUCAGCAACUUAUGGGGUUUUAUAUUCCAAUUUGACAUUUUGUAAAACGUAACCCAGGUGUAAAGGAAUUUUGGAAAGUCUUUCGACCUAAAUGUAAGCUUUUUUUAUUUUUAUGGCUCUAAGCUCCUUUAACCUAACUGUUCGUUUGGAACUAUAUAAAUUUGGCAUCAUCCGCCAAGGGUCUUGUAACUCAUUACUAAAUCAUCAACACUAACAUGGUGUGUUUCAGGGAUAGCGAUAGUAUGUCUCCAGGAAGGUAACAAAGAAUACACCAGAGGAGAAGCUAAUAAAGCGAUAAACUCCUACACGGAAGGACUUCAAGUGAACUGCAAAGAUAAACGACUGAACGCCAAGCUUUACAACAACAGGGCAACGGCUCAUUUCCGUUUGGGUAACAAUUUUAUUUCUAAAUAUAUAAAUCUUUCAUGCAGUGUUACAAGAUAACGGAAUACACAAUCUGCAUCAAGAGAAGAAAGAAGUUGAGCAACAGCAGAAGCAAAGCACAAAUACAUGAAUCCCCCUUUGAAAAGGGGGAUUCAUUUUCCGAUGAAAAUUAAGCAAAGAAAUGAUUCUCGUUAGUAGACUGCAAUUUAACCAAUUGUAAUUUGUCAGGCUUCUCUUCUAAACCUUCUUUCCUGAAUCUCAUAGCAAACUACAUGGAAGGUCUGGAUGAUGCAACAGUUGCUGUUCAAUUGGAACCCACUUUAAUCAAAGCUAUUGAGAAAGGUGGGUUUUUCAAACAUAAGCCAUCAACAUUCUAUUCUCUGAUUUCGUCAAAAGAGGAUUGUGUGGUUUGGGGCAGGUAACUGCACUUCAAGUGUCAAUUGUAUGUGGUGUGUCGAUGUCUGUUAUGUGGGUAAAAAGCGUAAGAAAAUGUCAGUAAGCUCUCAAAUACCGCUGCCUGGUUAGUUCACGUUGUAGAGCGCCAGAGGCCGAGGGCUCAAGCCCUAGACCAGAACAACACUCUUAAAAUAUCUGAGGAGAAUGUGUUGCCACCUAGCUAUGACAUCUGCAAAUGGUUUGAUAUUCUUGUUCCGAUAUGGACGGAAAGCCGUAACCCCCGUUUCCUGCAUCUUCUCUGUAACUCUUAGCAGGGGACAUUACAAAACCCGGCAAAGAGACACCUGAAAAAUUUCCCUUCAAAAGCUAAACUGCUCAAUGCAGUCUGCCCGAAAACUUCCCCGAAAAGGGCUGAAAAGCGCGUAAGAGCACAAAUGAAGAAUGCGCGAGAUAAAUUCAUCGUUAUUAUCAUCAACUGAAGCUUAAUUGGUAGCCGCUUUGCAUUAGCCCCUUAUUGUUCAUUUUCAAUUCUUUCACAAGUUCAAAAUUCCUUAAUUAUCACAAUUUUUGUUCCCAGCUAAAUGGGAAAUUAAGUCCAUUUUACAAAUACGUUUAUACCUUAACAAUGAUGAAUUACUACGCACCACCAAUUAUUCUCUCCUUUUCAGGAGCAGAAGCGUGUGUCGAACUUUGCCGGUAUAAAGAAGCAAGGAGCUGGUUGUAUAUGGGAUUGGCCGUAUCCUUUAACGAAUGUUUCAAAGGUGAUACGAGAUGCAAUGCGAGUAAUAUUUCAAGGGAAAUCAAUACGUUCCGGAGAGAUUCUUCAACACAUAAUGCAAGCAAUGUUCUCUUAUACUGCACUGAGCAGUUUAAAGAAGCUAAAAUAUUCUUAAAGAAUUCUUUCGAUUAUUCCACAAAACUUUACUCAAAAGAAGAGUAGUUAAUUCUCAGAGUUUGAGCUGAAUACCCCUCAUUUUUGUCUUCAGACGAGCAUCACCAUGACGACCGAACCUAAACCAAUAAAUGCGCUUCAGAGCUAGUUAAAACUCUCCAAUAACUUGAAAUCAAAUCUCUGAAAACAUCCCACGUUCGAAUUAUCAUUCAAGUUUAAAGUUCUAUCUAAUGCUCUCACUGCAUUUUCGAAAAUCUCCUCAUGAUUUAUCAACCCUUGACACGUUUUAAGAUUGAAAAUAACAACAAACGUCUGCUUCAAUUACUAAGGAAAACUAAUGCUGAACUAAUAGUCACGGAAAACAGUUCUUCCAAUCUCGGAAAUGUUUAUCAAGGCCUAGGAAAGUUUCAAACAGCUAUCAAGUACCAUCAGCGUCAACUAGAAAUUGCUAAAGAAGUGGGAGAUAAGACUGAAGAGGGAAGAAACUAUUGCAAUCUCGGCAACGCUUAUCAAAGACUAGGACAGUUCAAAACAGCCAUUCAGUACCAUCAACGUCAUCUAGAAAUUGCCAAAGAGGUGGGAGACAAGGUCGGAGAGGGAAUCAGUUAUGGCAAUCUCGGCAACGCUUAUAGAGGUCUAGGAGAAUUCAAAACAGCCAUCCAGUACCAUCAACGUCAUCUAGAAAUUGCUAAAGAGGUGGGAUACAAGGCCGGAGAGGGAAUCAGUUAUUGCAAUCUCGGCAACGCUUAUCAAAGCCUAGGACAGUUCAAAACAGCCAUUCAGUACCAACAACGUCAUCUAGAAAUUACUAAAGAGGUGGGAGACAAGCCCGGAGAGGGAAUCAGUCAUUGCAAUCUCGGCAACGCUUAUAGAGUUCUAGGAGAGUUCAAAACAGCCAUCCAGUACCAUCAACGUCAUCUAGAAAUUGCUAAAGAGGUGGGAGACAAGGCCGGAGAGGGAAUCAGUUAUUGCAAUCUCGGCAACGCUUAUAGAGGUCUAGGAGAGUUCAAAACAGCCAUCCAGUACCAUCAACGUCAUCUGGAAAUUGCUAAAGAAAUGGGAGACAAGGCCGGAGAGAGUAUCAGUUAUGGCAAUCUCAGCAAUGCUUAUCACAGUCUAGGACAGUUCAAAACAGCCAUCCAGUAUUAUCAACGCCAUCUAGAAAUUGCUAAAGAAGUGGGAGACAAGGCCGGAGAGGGAAUCAGUUAUCGCAAUCUUGCGAACGCUUAUCGCAGUCUAGGACAGUUCAAAACAGCCAUCCAGUACUAUCAACGUCAUCUAGAAAUUACUAAAGAGGUUGGAGACAAAGCCGGAGAGGGAAGAAGUUAUGGCAAUCUCGGCAAAGCCUAUCACAGUCUAGGACAGUUCAAAGAAGCCAUCCAGUACCAUCAACGUCAUCUAGAAACUGCUAAAGAAGUGGGAGACAAGGCUGGAGAGGGAAGAAGUUAUGGCAAUCUCGGUAACGCAUUUCACAGCCUGGGACAGUUCAAAACAGCCAUUCAGUACCAUCAACGUCAUCUAGAAAUUGCUAAAGAAGUGGGAGACAAGGCCGGAGAGGGAAUCAGUUAUUGCAAUCUCGGCAACGCCUAUCACAGUCAAGGACAGUUCAAAACAGCCAUCCAGUACUAUCAAAGACAUCUUGAAAUUGCUAAAGAAGUGGGAGACAAAGCCGGAGAGGGGAAAAGUUAUUGCAAUCUCGGCAACGCUUAUCACAGUCUAGGAGGGUUCAAAACAGCCAUCCAGUACUAUCAACGUCAUCAAGAAAUUGUUAAAGAAGUGGGAGACAAGGCCGGAGAGGGAAUCAGUCAUGGCAAUCUUGGCAACACUUAUGACAGUCCAGGAGAGUUUAAAACAGCUAUUCAGUACCAUCAACGUCAUCUAGAAAUUGCUAAAGAGGUGGGAGACAAGGCCGGAGAGGGAACCAGUUAUGGCAAUCUCGGUAACGCCUUUCACAGCCUAGGAGAGUUCAAAACAGCCAUCCAGUACCAUCAACGUCAUCUAGAAAUUGCUAAAGAAGUGGGAGACAAGGCCGGAGAGGGAAGAAGUUAUGGCAAUCUCCAUAACGCCUUUCACAGUCUAGGACAGUUCAAAACAGCCAUACAUUACCAUCAACGUCAUCUACAAAUUGCUAAAGAGGUGGGAGACAAGGCCGAAGACGGAAGAAGUUAUGGCAAUCUCGGUAACGCCUUUCACAGUCUAGGACAGUUCAAAACAGCCAUACAUUACCAUCAACGUCAUCUACAAAUUGCUAAAGAAGUAGGAGACAAGGCCAGAGAGGGAAGAGGUUAUGGAAAUCUCGGCAACGCUUAUCACAGUUUGGGAGAGUUCAAAACAGCCAUCCCGUACCAUCAACGUCAUCUAGAAAUUGCUAAAGAGGUGGGAAAUAAGGCUGGACAGGGAAUCAGUUAUGGCAAUCUCGGCAACGAUUAUCGCAGUCUAGGACAGUUCAAAACAGCCAUCCAGUACCAUCAAUGUCAUCUUGAAAUUGCUAAAGAAGUGGGAGACGAGGCCGGAGAGGGAAGAAGUUAUGGCAAUCUCGGUAACGCUCAUCGCAGUCUAGGACAGUUCAAAACUGCCAUCCAGUACCAUCAACGUUAUCUUGAAAUUGCUAAAGAAGUGGGAGACAAGGCCGGAGAGGGAAUAAGUUAUGGCAAUCUUGGCAGCGCUUAUCACAGUCUAGGAGAGUUCAAAACUGCCAUCCAGUACCAUCAACGUCAUCUAGAAAUUGCUAAAGAAGUGGGAGACAAGGCCGGAGAGGGAAUCAGUUAUGGCAAUUUUGGCAACGCUUAUCAAGGUCUAGGACAGUUCAAAACAGCCAUUCAGUACCAUCAACGUCGUCUAGAAAUUGCUAAAGAAGUGGGAGACAAGGCCGGAGAGGGAAUCAGUUAUGGCAAUUUUGGCAACGCUUAUCAAGGUCUAGGACAGUUCAAAACAGCCAUUCAGUACCAUCAACGUUGUCUAGAAAUUGCUAAAGAAGUGGGAGACAAGGCCGGAGAGGGAAUCAGUUAUGGCAAUCUCGGCAAUUCUUAUGGCAGCCUAGGACAGUUCAAAACAGCCAUGCAGUACCAUCAACGUCAUCUAGAAAUUGCUAAAGUGGUGGGAGACAUGGCCGGAGAGGGAAGAAGUUAUGGCAAUCUCGGCAAAGCUUAUCGCAGUCUAGGACAGUUCAAAACAGCCAUACAAUACCAUCAACGUCAUCUAGAAAUUGCUAAAGAAGUGGGAGACAAGGCCGGAGAGGGAAGAAGUUAUGGAAAUCUCGGCAAAGCUUACCGCAGUCUAGGACAGUUCAAAACAGCCAUCCAGUACCAUCAACAUCAUCUAGAAAUUGCUAAAGAGGUGGGAGACAAGGCCGGAGAGGGGAGAAGUUAUGGCAAUCUCGGUAACGCAUUUCACAGUCUGGGACAGUUCAAAACAGCCAUCCAGUACCAUCAACGUCAUCUAGAAAUUGCUAAAGAGGUGGGAGACAAGGCCGGAGAGGGAAUCAGUUAUGGCAAUCUCGGUAACGCAUUUCACAGUCUAGGACAGUUCAAAACAGCCAUCCAGUACCAUCAACGUGAUCUAGAAAUUGCUAAAGAAGUGGAAGACAAAGCUGGAGAGGGAAUCAGUUAUUGCAAUCUCGGCAACGCUUAUCGCAGUCUAGGACAGUUCAAAACAGCCAUCCAGUACCAUCAACAUCAUCUAGAAAUUGCUAAAAAGGUGGGAGACAAGGCCGGAGCGGGAAGAAGUUAUGGCAAUCUCGGUAACGCCUUUCACAGCCUAGGAGAGUUCAAAACAGCCAUCCAGUACCAUCAACGUCAUCUAGAAAUUGCUAAAGAAGUGGGAGACAAGGCCGGAGAGGGAAUCAGUUAUGGCAAUCUCGGCAAAGCUUAUUGCAGUCUAGGACAGUUCAAAACAGCCAUUCAGUACCAUCAGCGUCAUCUAGAAAUUGCUAAAGAGGUGGGAGACAAGGCUGGAGAGGGAGGAAGUUAUGGCAAUUUCGGCAAUGCUUAUCAAGGACUAGGACAGUUCAAAACAGCCAUCCAGUACCAUCAACGCCAUCUAGAAAUUGCUAAAGAAGUGGGAGACAAGGCCGGAGAGGGAAUCAGUUAUGGCAAUCUCGGCAAAGCCUAUUGCAGUUUGGGACAGUUCAAAACAGCCAUUCAGUACCAUAAGCGUCAUCUAGAAAUUGCUAAAGAGGUUGGAGACAAGGCUGGAGAGGGAGGAAGUUAUGGCAAUUUCGGCAACGCUUAUCAAGGUCUAGGACAAUUCAAAACAGCCAUCCAGUACCAUCAACGUCAGCUAGAAAUUGCUAAAGUAGUGGGAGACAAGGCCGGUGAGGGAACCAGUUAUGGCAAUCUCGGCAACUCUUAUGGCAGCCUAGGACAGUUCAAAACAGCUAUCCAGUACCAUCAACGUAAUCUAGAAAUUGCUAAGGCAGUGGGAGACAAGGCCGGAGAAGGAAGAAGUUAUGGCAGUCUCGGCAAAGUUUAUUGCAGUCUAGGACAGUUCAAAACAGCCAUACAAUACCAUCAACGUCAUCUAGAAAUUGCUAAAGAAGUGGGAGACAAGGCCGGAGAGGGAGUCAGUUAUGGCAAUCUCGGCAACGCUUAUCGCAGUCUAAGAAAGUUUAAAACAGCCAUCCAGUACCAUCAACGUGAUCUAGAAAUUGCUAAAGAAGUGGGAGACAAGGCCGGAGAGGGAAAAAGUUAUUGCAAUCUCAGCAACGCUUAUUGCAGUCUAAGACAGUUCAAAACAGCCAUCCAGUACCAUCAGCGUCAUCUAGAAAUUGCUAAAGAAGUGGGAGACAAGGCCGGAGAGGGAAUCAGUUAUUGCCUUCUCGGCGGGAUUCAUCUCCGUCAAAGACAGUUGGAAACGGCAAUCAAGUGUUACCAACGUCACCUAGAAAUAUCCAAAGAAGUGGGAGAUAAGACUGGAGAGGCGUGCUCACUCUGUUCCCUUGGAAGCAGUUUUGAAUGCCAAGGAAAUCUUAUGAUGGCCUUUGACUGUUAUUGCUCGAGUGUAGAAUUGUAUGAUGAUAUCAGGGCCAGUCUUCAACUCAACGAUCAGUGGAAGAUUUCUUAUCGUAAUCAGCACCAAGUAGCAUACAAAGGUUUGUGGCGUGUAAAUAUCAGUCGAGGUCAAGUUGUGAAAGCUCUUCUUGCCACAGAGAAAGGACGUGCACAAGCUCUGAGAGAUCUCAUGGUCACAAAAUAUCAGCCUGGAUAUUCUUUAACGCCCAGCGCAUCCCGCAUUUCUCUGAGGUGGGUUCCAUUGAGCACAGUUUUCAUAGCUAUUAACGGACCAUGCGUUUACUUCUGGGUUUGCCUCAGUGAAGAUAAUAUCCAGAUGAGAGAAGUACACGUGAACAAUUAUAAAUAUGAGGAUGAAUUGAAAUUUUUCAUCCAGUUACUGAACAAAUCUGCUCUUAAAGAGAUCGGUGCAAGAGGUACUGUUGCAAUCGAAAAUCCUCUGCUUGAUUCGCCGGCAGAAGAAGAAAUGGCCAGUGGUGUGAUCCGAGUUGAUGUGAGAAACAUCCAGUUACUGAACAAAUCUGCUCUUAAGGAGAUCGGUGCAAGAGUUACUGUUGCAAUCGAAAAUCCUCUGCUUGAUUCGCCGACAGAAGAAGAAAUGGCCAAUGGUGUGAUCCGAGUUGAUGUGAGACACUCCCAAUCAAGUGCUUUAAAUAAGCUGCAUGACAUCAUCGUUGCUCCUAUUGCUGACCUGAUCAAAGGCAACGACGAGAUCACAUUCGUUCCUGAGGGGCCAUUUUGCCUUGUACCUUAUGCAGCAUUGCAGGAGUCGAACUCAUCAUAUUUAAGUGAUUCUUUCAGAAUUCGUGUGCUUCCCUCUCUGACGACGUUGCAACUAAUUCAUGAUUGUCCAGCUGACUUUCACGUGAAGACCGGUGCAUUGCUAGUCGGUGACCCAUGUUUCAAACAUAUCAUCUAUCGGGGAGGACCUUUGGUGCAGCUUCCAGGAGCAAGGAAGGAAGUGGAGAUGAUCGGACGUAUCCUCAAUGUCUCCCCUCUCACUGGAGAAAUGGGAACAAAACAUGAAGUGUUAAAACGAAUAUCAUCAGUGGCGUUAGUUCAUAUUGCCGCGCACAGUAAAAUGGAAACUGGAGAAGUUAUCCUGGCACCAAACACCACAAGAGAUAACCCUCAGCCGCAAGAGAAAGACUAUCUACUGACGAUGAAAGAUGUCAUAGAAGCUGGGUUGCGAGCACGUCUGGUUGUACUUAGCUGCUCUCACACUGCUCGUGGGGAGGUCAUGGCCGAGGGUGUGGUCGGCAUGGCGCGUGCACUUUUGGGUGCCGGUGCUAGAUCUGUUGUGGUAACCUUGUGGGCGAUUGGCGACCAGGGAACCCUGGAGUUCAUGAGUUUCUUCUACGAUGCACUUGCCAAAGGCAAGAAGGCAAGUGAAGCUCUCAAUCAGGCCAUGAAGUGUAUGAGAGAAAUUGAAAAGUUCAAGGAGGUUUGGCACUGGGCACCAUUUGUACUCAUUGGUGACGACGUCAACCUGGACUUCAAAGAUAUUUCGAAGCUUAAGUAA
This is a messenger RNA of Pocillopora meandrina, 9614 nucleotides long. NCBI's taxonomy places the organism in Eukaryota, Metazoa, Cnidaria, Anthozoa, Scleractinia, Pocilloporidae. The record is from the annotation of a GenBank genome assembly.